Messenger RNA from Asterias rubens (European starfish), 1645 nucleotides. RefSeq names its product RCC1-like G exchanging factor-like protein. NCBI's taxonomy places the organism in Eukaryota, Metazoa, Echinodermata, Asteroidea, Forcipulatida, Asteriidae. The record is from RefSeq and is a predicted model, not a curated record. The coding region runs from base 93 to 1556 and encodes 487 amino acids. The transcript has 13 exons.
GCUUGUGUGUUUGGUGUAGUGUUUUUACACUUCGAAAUCAGCUGUGUUUUCAGACGUUUUUCCUACAAAAUACAGUCUUCUUGCAGUCCAAAAUGAAGUGCUUUUUGUGCUUUCAGUUACUGAGGUCUUCAGGGUUUAUGACUUGGCACCCAACAAGUUCAACAUUAUCAAGAGUACCCAUAAUAAGGAGACAGUUUUUCACCACAUCCUUAACAACCUUAUCGUCGCAAACCUCCUCUCGAUCCAUCCUGCCUCCGUCAUCUGAGGCUCAGAGACGAGAGGAGGAGUCCAAGGAAAUGGAGAUCUCGCAGCUCGUUGGAAAACACAGAAAGCGUCAGAAUCGAGUCUAUGUCUGGGGCUUCUCGUACACCGGCGCCCUCGGGGAAGCGUCGUUCGUCAAACCAAAAUUAAAGAAAGGAAAACCUGUAACCAGCCGAAGGAAGUAUCAGACAGCACCGUACCUGUUAAAUCAAGACAGAAAGGUGAUAACAUCUGUUGCCUGUGGUUAUGGUUUUACUCUACUGGCUAGCAAUACAUUGGAAACCACAAAGGUCUGGGGUACGGGUAUUAACACGGACUCUCAGCUUGGGUACCAGCCUAAGAGUAUACAGAAAGAUGAGGGACUGGAGUAUAUUCUUGCACCUGUCCCUAUUGAUCUACCCUUAACGAGACCAAGAUCAGCUCGAGUCACCCAAAUAGCCUGUGGGAGAGCUCACUCACUCAUCCUCACUGACACGGAAGGAGUUUUCAGUCUUGGCAACAACGUUCAUGGACAGUGCGGGAGAACGGUCGUUGAAAAGGAAAACUACAGUUCCAACAGAGUCAUCCAUAAUGUACAAGGAAUUGACGGCAAGAUUAAACAGAUUCAGUGUGGCCAUGACCAUAGUCUCUUCUUAACUGAAGAGGGCGCUGUGUAUAGUUGUGGUUGGGGAGCAGACGGACAGUUAGGUCUUGGUCAUUAUGAGAGUGUCGAUCUUCCAAUGAGACUUGAAGGAGAUAUUAAAGGAGAACGGAUUGUGGAAAUUGCUACCUUUGCAGACUGUUGCCUUGCUGUGUCAGAUAAAGGUGAGCUGUUUGGAUGGGGAAAUUCAGAAUACAAUCAACUCAAUUCCAUCACGGAUGAAACACAGGUUUACGAGCCUCGGCAUCUUCCAUUUACUGGAGUAGGGAAGGUUGUGGGUGCAGCUACUGGAGGGACUAUUUGCCAGCUUGUAAAUGACACUGGAGAUGUGUUUGUCUGGGGCUAUGGUAUUCUAGGCAAGGGACCCAAGCUAAGCGAGAGUAAAUGGCCAGAACACAUCCCGUCCAUUUUGCUGGGACGAACAAAACUCAAGCCCGAUGUGAAGGUCACCCAGGUGCAUUGUGGUCUCCACCAUUUUGCUGCAGUCACAAAUGAAGGAGAUUUGUACACAUGGGGAUCGAACGGUACUGGUCACUUGGGUCUGGGAACACUCGCCAACCAGUUCUUCCCUCUUAGGGUAUCUGUUGCAGCCGAUGUAACCUCAGUGGCAUGUGGAGUGGAUCACAUGGUCCUACUGACUAAGACAGUGAUUUGAUUCAGAUUGAGCUAAAUCUCAGAAGAUUUCAUCAGCCUCUCUGUCGCGCUGUUGCUGCUUGGCUUUGGCCCAGACACGGCGCCCUCCAU